Nelumbo nucifera (sacred lotus) is the source of this 3624-nucleotide messenger RNA. Its product is annotated as calcium-transporting ATPase, endoplasmic reticulum-type-like. NCBI's taxonomy places the organism in Eukaryota, Viridiplantae, Streptophyta, Magnoliopsida, Proteales, Nelumbonaceae. Gene Ontology annotation, molecular function: transporter activity; ATP binding; ATP hydrolysis activity. The record is from RefSeq and is a predicted model, not a curated record. Gene Ontology annotation, cellular component: membrane.
CCCGCCAGAGUCCAUGCGAAUUUUCCCAUCCCACCAUUCAUACCCAAGUCUUUUUUUUUUUUCUUUUUCCACUUCCAGUUGCAGUAAUAUAUACCCCAGAUGAUUCGUAAUCAGUGGUCGAACCUGAGAAUUUCUUCCUUGCUUUAUCUCUAAGCGAACUUUCUCUUUUCUCUCUUCCUCUCUCAGUGCCAGCGUGCCAACGGGAACUCCAGAUGGGUUUGAGACGAAUUGUCUAUAAAUAUUGUCUUUGAGUAAGAACUGGAACCACAAGGUAUGGCAAUGGAAGAAAGAUCCUUCCCUGCUUGGUCCUGUUCGGUCGAGCAAUGCCUGAAGGAAUACAAUGUCAAACUAGAAAAGGGUCUGAGUUCCUACGAGGUUGAGAAGCGGCGGGAGAGGUAUGGCUGGAACGAGCUCCAGAAAGAAAAGAGAAAGCCCCUAUGGCGCCUUGUGUUGGAACAGAUUGAUGAUAUGCUUGUCAAGAUUCUGCUAGUCGCAGCCUUCAUCUCAUUUGUUCUAGCCUACUUGCAAGGUCAAGAAGAUGGAGAGACGGGCUUUGAGGCCUAUGUGGAACCUUUUGUGAUCGUCAUGAUUCUUGUGCUCAAUGCCAUAGUUGGCGUUUGGCAGGAGAGCAAUGCCGAGAAGGCACUCGAAGCCCUUAAGGAGAUGCAAUCCGAGUCCGCCAAGGUUCUCAGGGAUGGAUACUAUGUGCCAGACUUGCCGGCUAGGGAGCUUGUCCCAGGUGAUAUUGUGGAACUGAGAGUUGGCGACAAGGUUCCUGCUGACAUGAGAAUUGCAGCCUUGAAAACCACAACGCUGAGAGUUGAACAGAGCUCGCUAACAGGAGAAGCAAUUCCUGUACUCAAAGGCCCAACCCCUGUCUCCGUGGUUGACUGUGAUUUGCAGGCUAAAGAAUGUAUGGUCUUUGCGGGUACAACAGUUGUGAAUGGAAGCUGCAUUUGCAUUGUUGUCAACACUGGGAUGUGUACAGAGAUUGGGAAGAUCCAGAAACAGAUACAUGAAGCCUCCUUGGAAGAGAACGAUACCCCACUUAAGAAGAAACUGGAUGAGUUUGGUGGGAGGCUGACAACUGCGAUUGGGCUUGUUUGCCUUGUUGUGUGGAUGAUCAAUUAUAAACACUUCCUUGCUUGGGACCUUCAGAAUGGAUGGCCAACAAAUUUCCACUUCUCUUUUGAGAAAUGCACAUACUAUUUCAAGAUAGCUGUUGCCCUUGCAGUAGCUGCCAUCCCUGAAGGCCUUCCUGCGGUAAUCACAACUUGUUUAGCCUUGGGUACUAGGAAGAUGGCACAAAAGAACGCAAUUGUAAGAAAACUUCCAAGUGUAGAGACAUUAGGAUGUACAACUGUUAUUUGUUCAGAUAAGACUGGAACCCUCACCACCAAUCAGAUGUCGGUAACUGAAUUCUUCACCUUGGGUGGGAAGAUGACAGCCUCUCGGGUUUUUCGUGUUGAAGGCACAACCUACAAUCCCAAGGAUGGUGGCAUUGUGGACUGGACUUGCUACAAUAUGGAUGCUAGCUUGCAAGCCAUGGCGGAAAUAUGUGCAGUCUGCAAUGAUUCUGGGAUCUUUUGCAAUGGUCCCCUUUUCCGAGCUACAGGUCUGCCAACUGAGGCAGCUCUCAAAGUCUUGGUUGAAAAGAUGGGGGUUCCAGAUCCUAAGUUGAGGAACAGAAUCCGUAAUGCACAACUUGCUGCUGACUAUUUGAUUGACCGUAGCACAGUUAAAUUAGGCUGCUGCGAGUGGUGGACAAAAAGAUCAAAAAGGAUUGCCACAUUGGAAUUUGAUCGAAUUCGUAAAUCAAUGAGCGUUAUUGUUCGGGAGCCAGAUGGACAUAAUCGUCUUCUUGUCAAGGGUGCUGUUGAGAAUCUUGUGGAGCGCAGCUCACAUGUGCAACUCGCGGAUGGAUCUAUUGUUUCAAUAGAUGAGUCAUGCAGGCAAUUGUUACUGUUGAGAUUAAUUGAGAUGAGUUCAAAGGGCUUGCGUUGUCUGGGUUUGGCAUACAAGGAUGACUUGGGAGAGUUCUCUGACUACCAUUCAGAGAGUCAUCCUGCCCACAGGAAAUUGCUUGAUCCUGCUAACUACUUCACCAUUGAAAGUAACCUAAUUUUUGUUGGGGUUGUUGGUCUGAGAGACCCUCCUCGUGAUGAAGUUCAUAAAGCAAUUGAAGAUUGUAGAGAAGCUGGCAUCAAAGUUCUGGUGAUCACUGGAGAUAAUAAGUCCACAGCUGAAGCUGUCUGUCGGGAAAUUGGACUAUUUUCUGGCAGUGAGGAUCUCAGAAGGAAAAGUUUUAUAAGUAAAGAGUUCAUGUCUCUUAAUUCUGCACAACAAAUUGAAAUUUUGACAAAACCAGGAGGUAUGCUUUUUUCUCGAGCUGAACCAAAGCACAAACAAGAAAUUGUAAGGAUGCUGAAAGAAAGGGGUGAGGUUGUUGCAAUGACUGGGGAUGGUGUAAAUGAUGCACCUGCACUGAAAUCAGCUGAUAUUGGAAUUGCUAUGGGCAUCACUGGGACUGAGGUUGCAAAGGAAGCGUCAGACAUGGUUCUUGCAGAUGAUAACUUCAGUACCAUUGUUUCUGCUGUUGCUGAGGGCCGCUCAAUAUAUAAUAACAUGAAAGCUUUCAUCAGGUACAUGAUAUCAUCUAAUAUUGGGGAAGUCAUCUCCAUCUUCUUGACAGCUGCAUUGGGCAUACCAGAAUGCUUGAUACCAGUUCAGCUUCUUUGGGUCAAUUUAGUUACUGACGGCCCACCUGCAACAGCUCUUGGAUUUAAUCCUGCAGAUGUUGAUAUCAUGCGGAAACCACCCCGUAAGAGCAAUGAUGCUCUCAUCAAUUCUUGGGUUCUCUUCCGUUAUAUGGUAAUUGGGUCAUAUGUUGGCAUCGCAACCGUUGGUAUUUUUGUUUUGUGGUAUACUCAAGGUUCCUUUCUGGGCAUCAACCUUGUGAGCGAUGGACAUACACUGGUUACUUUGUCUCAGCUCCGCAAUUGGGGGGAGUGUCCCUCUUGGUCAAAUUUUACAGUUUCCCCAUUCAAGAUUACUGGUGGUCAUGUUAUGUCAUUCUCAAAUCCCUGUGACUAUUUCUCUGAUGGUAAAGUGAAGGCAAUGACUCUAUCUUUAUCUGUUUUGGUGGCAAUUGAGUUGUUGAAUUCUCUGAAUGCCUUAUCAGAAGAUAACAGCUUGGUCAGGAUACCACCUUGGAGGAACCCUUGGCUUUUGGUGGCUAUGUCAGUGUCAUUUGGGCUCCAUUUUCUCAUUCUCUAUGUUCCUUUCCUAGCGGAUGUGUUUGGUAUUGUUCCAAUGAGUCUGAAGGAGUGGUCAUUAGUUAUUUUGGUCUCAUUACCUGUUGUGCUCAUCGAUGAGAUUCUCAAGUUAGUCGGGAGGAGUUGGAAAGGGACAUCCCAUAAGAAUAAGAAAGAAUAACAUGCUUCUGGUUUUGGCUAUCAGUCUCUAUAAAGAUGAUUGUCAUGGAGUUCAACAAUGUGGCUAUAUGCGAAGAAGCUUUACUGUUUUUUUUUUUUGAAAUAUACAUAUUCUUUCAUAAAAUUGUAAAGGAGAAAGAACAGGAAGGGUUGUGUUUGUCUAUGAAUGGAAAAUUAACUCUUGCUUCCA